Messenger RNA from Mycotypha africana, 1280 nucleotides. RefSeq names its product eukaryotic porin/Tom40. The coding region runs from base 56 to 1081 and encodes 341 amino acids. Gene Ontology annotation, molecular function: transmembrane protein transporter activity. The record is from RefSeq and is a predicted model, not a curated record. Gene Ontology annotation, biological process: protein import into mitochondrial matrix. The transcript has 5 exons. Lineage: Eukaryota; Fungi; Mucoromycota; Mucoromycetes; Mucorales; Mycotyphaceae. Gene Ontology annotation, cellular component: mitochondrial outer membrane; mitochondrial outer membrane translocase complex.
ACUUUUUUUUUUUCGCUCUUCUUUUCCUUGACUAUUUUAAAUUUAACAUAUUAAUAUGGCUGCCAAAACACCUGAAGCAACAAGCGCUACACCAGCAGCUGCACCUAGAUUAUUUAACCCUCUUUCUAACACGUUCGGUUUUGAAAAAGAACAAAAGCCAUCGGGAUCUCUUUGGAAUCCACUAUUCUGGCCCCGUUGGUUCACUUACCAAAAGGGACAGCUCAAUUUACCAAACCCUGGAAGAUUCGAAAAACUUCAUGCUGAAGUGACAAAAGAGGUCUUUACUCCCAACUACCUUUUUGACGGUGCUCAAGCCAACAUCGCCAAAGAACUCUCACCCAACUUCCACGUCCAACACCAGUUCUCUUUAGGCUCUCAAGUUAUGCCACCUAUGUAUAAUUUUACCUCUGGUUAUAUGACAGAGAAAACUAUGUUGCAGGGUACCAUGGAUAACGAUUGUAACCUGAAUGGUGUUUUCAGACAAGCUUGGUCCAAUGCCGCCGUUACUAAGGUUGUAGCACAGUUCACAAAAAUGGCCGGUCAUUCCAUGCUUCAAAUUGAACAAGAAUUUAAUGGAUCUGACUAUGCUAUCAAUUUGAAAUCCAUGAACCCCAAUCCCUUAGAACGCACGGGUCUUUAUAUGGCCUCUUACUUACAAUCUGUCAGCCAGCACCUGGUUCUUGGAUCUGAGAUUGUUUUACAGCGCCCUACACCUGAUAUGGAAGAAACUGCCAUGUCAUUCGUGGGUAAAUAUACCGGUAAAGAUUACAUUGCUACAGCACAAUUCCAAGGUUUAGGAGCGAUACAAGCCAGUUAUUAUCAGCGCAUCAAUGAAAAGGUCGAUUUCGGUGUCGAAUUGAAUAUGAUGGUUCAAGGUGGUAGACGAGAAGCCGUGGCAACUGUAGGUGGCAAAUUCGACUUCAGACAAGCCACUUUCAGAGGUCAAAUUGAUACUACAGGUCGAGUCUCUGCUGUAUUGGAGGAAAAAAUGGCGCCUGGAUUCUCCUUCUUGAUUAGUGGUGAUUUGGAUCAUAUGAAGGGUCAAAGUAAAUUCGGUGUUGGUAUCAUGUUAACUGCAUAGAUGAACCGUAUAAUUGUAAUGUUUGUAAUAUAAACACCCAAAGAAUAGCAGUGAUGUUUCUUUUUUUCUUUUCAUCGAUGUAUAUCAUACACAUAAUAGCUCCUCACCCUUUCAAUUUUCCUCGUGUACAAAAUACUUUUAUAUAUAUUAAGGACAGAAUAAAGGCAAGCCAAUUUACGUUUUAGAAGAUAUACAAUUU